Dermatophagoides farinae (American house dust mite) is the source of this 1425-nucleotide messenger RNA. Lineage: Eukaryota; Metazoa; Arthropoda; Arachnida; Sarcoptiformes; Pyroglyphidae. The record is from RefSeq and is a predicted model, not a curated record.
AAAAAAACCUCAAUAAUGGCUAAUCAAGAUUCAAAUGAUGAAUAUUAUUCAUAUUCAAAAUUGGAAAAAUUUCGCCGCUGUGAACGACAUUUUCGUUCAGUACAGGCUGUAUUGUUAUUGUUUAUGGUCGUUUGUUUUGUUUUUUACAUGAUAACAUUUGGCAUCGAUAUAGCAAAAUUUCUAAAUGAUCCACCAUUAUUAGCGGCAUCAUUAACCAUAGUUAUUGUGGCAAUGAUAUUUUUAAUUAUAGGCAUUCGUGGCGUUGCAUUCGAAUCAUUCUGUAUGGUAUUAUCAUUUACCAUCAUAUUCUUUUUGAUUACCAUUGCUCAUGGUGUUACAUUCAUUUAUCGUCAUCCGGGAUUGACUGCCACUAAUUUAGUACUUGCAUUAUUAUUAUUCAUCGGUGCUAUUAUCUAUCUUUGUUAUCUAUGUCGUAUGAAUCGUUUGAAACCACCAGAUUAUGGUAAAACAACAACCGGUGGUCGUACAGGAAAUGAUGCCGCUGAUGAUGAUGAUGAUGAUGAUACAGAAUCAAGUAUGGCAUUAACUAGUCCACAAACCGAUGCAACUAUUGAAAAGAUUGUAACAAAUGUUAAAAGUGGUUUCACCGAUCUAAAUCGUGGCUUGACCGAUUCUGGUGAACGUGAAUAUGGUCGUAUUAAACGUGAAAUGGGCAAUUUUAAAACUGGAAUUGAUGGUGAAGUAGAAACGGUGAAAAAAGAAUUUGCAAAUCUACAAACUGCUGCCGGUGAAAAUGUUGAAAAAGAAUUCAUUGCCGUCAAACGUGUCAUGCUGAAUGAAGCACAGACCAUUCGUGAUGGUGUUGAACGUGAAUAUGAUAAUCUACGUAUCGGUUUGAAUGAUGUUAAACGUGAACUUGGUGAAAACCUGCAACGUGAAUAUACGGUUGUUAAACGUGAAAUCAGUAACGAUAUGGAUCGUUUGGUCGGUGAUGUUAAAGGCCGUUAUGGAGAUUUGGAAAAAGAACUACGCGGUAGUUUUAAAAGUAACCUGGGCGAUAUUGAAAAUGAAUUUAAUAUAUUUCAACGAGAAUUUCCGGAUACUAUAGGUGCUGAUACUGGUGGUGGUGGUGGUGAUGGUACUGGUGGUGGUGGUGGUGAUGAUGAUGGUAACAAUUCAACAACAAUUCAACGUAUGGUAACCAAUGUUCGAAAAGGAUUCGAAGAAUUUAAAUCUGGUGGUGAAAAUGUUAAACGUGAAAUUGUCGAAGUUAAACGUGAUGAAUCAGGCAAUAUAACCAGCUAUAUUGAACGUCGUCUUACAGAUUCAGGUGUUGAAAUCUGUUCAGUUAGUGUGGAUAAAAAUCGUGCACCAAUAGCUAAUUUUACUAAUUCAUAAUUUUUGACAACAACAACAAAAAUUUGUAAUAAUCGUAUAGAAAAUUUUCAAAAUUCCUGUCACAUU